Saccostrea cuccullata (small rock oyster) is the source of this 2758-nucleotide messenger RNA. Its product is annotated as toll-like receptor 4. The transcript has a single exon. The record is from RefSeq and is a predicted model, not a curated record. The coding region runs from base 94 to 2691 and encodes 865 amino acids. Gene Ontology annotation, molecular function: transmembrane signaling receptor activity; protein binding. Gene Ontology annotation, cellular component: plasma membrane. Gene Ontology annotation, biological process: toll-like receptor signaling pathway; immune response; inflammatory response. Lineage: Eukaryota; Metazoa; Mollusca; Bivalvia; Ostreida; Ostreidae.
AGUUUCCCACUUUUUCAGCAUUUGAACUUGUUUUUCUUUUGUUCAUACCUCAACUAAACUGAUACACUAUUUUUUUCUUUUGAAGGUCAGAAAAUGUGGGAAAAGGUGAAGAUGUUAGUGAUUUGUGCAUAUUUUGUCAUUUUGAGAGGAACACGCUCAACUUUUUGCACCGAGGACCCAAAUAUAAAAUGCCAUUGCAUAGAUCUUCAGGAUGGCCUAAAAGCAGAUUGUUCAGGAAAAGGAUUGAUAUUUUUUCCCAAAUUUUCACAAAAAGUGACUCAAAUAGACGCAAGCCACAACAAAAUAACAAACUGUCCAAACCUAUCGUACCUGCAAUCGCUAACUUAUUUAGAUUUGUCUUACAAUGAUAUAACGAGCUUUCAAAAUAACCCCUUUGAUAAUUUAAAGAUGCUCAGGACGCUAAAUAUUUCGAAUAACAAAUUCAAAUUAAACGAUGAAACUUUUCCUCCUUUGGUGUUUGAAUCUUUAACCAAUCUGGAAGUCCUUAGUAUGAAGGUCAAGGACCCACCAGACCCAAACAAUGACACAUAUCCUGAAAGUCUCUCACUACUAACUGAGUUACGUCAACUGUCUAUUAAUGGACUUCCUAAUGGCAGAUUCGGUCGAAAAUUUUCCCAGCUAAGGAAACUCUACUAUCUGGAUAUUUCGGGAAAUAAUGGCGGACAUUGUCAAGUCGAGAAUAUUGAUACAGACUAUUUCACAAAUCUGAAGCAUUUAAGGACACUAUUUAUGACACACUGUGGAAUAAAAUCAUCGCAUUCAAACGUAUUUUCUGGAUUAUCGGAUUUAAAAGAACUAGAUAUGUCAUAUAAUAAGGAAUUCACUUUUAGAAAUCUUAGGAAUCUUACUUUUGAUUUACAAUUUACAUCCAUAAAUAUAUUGAAAAUUAAACAGAUACACUGCAUUUUUGGAAUGGGAACAAAAGUCACGUGGGAUGACGUAUGGUAUAUUCAAAAUACAUCCCUCACAGAGCUAUACUUGGAUAGCAAUAAAAUCGAGCUGUUUGAGGCCAAUGUUACAUGGAUAUUCCGGCGACUGAAAAUCUUAUCCAUAGCUGACAAUCGUCUAACACAAGGCAUAUAUAUCUUCCAGCUCAGUGCAAUGAGAAACCUUCUUUGGUUAAAUGUGAGUCAGGCAUUCUCGUCACAUGACUUGAUUGGCGGGAAUUUCAUAACAGAUUUAAAAUGCAACGAUGAUUUGUCUCAUUCAGUAAAACACCACACAAUUACUAAACGAAGUGUUGGUUUUGUUCAAAUUUCUCUGAAAAGACGCAGAGAAAAUUCACAGUUUCCAUUAAUUUUACGACUUCCACCAAAACUAAAAAUAAUGUAUUUGGUCCAUAGUACAUUGGGAUAUGACGUUCCAAAAGUAAUAUUUUUAGAAAAUAGCCUACGAAGUCUUUCACUGCAGGCAAAUCAACUAUCUUAUUUAACAGGCCCGAUCAUUGGAUUAACGAAACUGAAGAUUUUAGACUUAUCCAAAAAUAAUUGCAAAAAUAUUUCAAAUAAUUUUUUCGAUUUCUUGAAUUCUAUUGAAACAUUGUAUCUGGCAAAAAACAAACUUAGCAACUCUUUAGCAAGAGAUAUUGAAGGUAGAAUUUUGAAAAAUCUAACAAAUUUGAAACAUUUGGACUUAAGUGGUAAUGAAGUUGUGUCGCUUUCGAAAAACGUAUUUCAAUCACUCUCAAUGAUUUCGAAACUUGACCUUAGUUUUAAUUUAAUAGAUAAUCUUCUAUUCAAACUCAACCAUAUGAAAGGCUUAAAAGUUUUGAACUUAACAAAUAAUCGAUUAACAUCUUUGUCAGAAACAACAAGACGUUCAUUUGAUGGAAUAACAAAUGGGAGGAAUUAUCCAUUAACAUUAGAUCUACGUAACAAUCCUUUACUUUGUAACUGUGAUACAAAAGCGUCUAUAAAGUGGAUGUUUCAACAACAAAAGAAAAGUAAUAACUUCAUAUCAUUUGAAACAUUAAACUGCUCCACGGAGGACAGAAGAAUUUUCUCCUUCAAAGACAGAAAAAUCUUGAUUGAGUUGGAUAUUCGGUGUGGACCGUACUCUGAGCUGGCAGCAGGGAUUGCGGUGUUGAUAACUGUGGUCCUUGUUCUCCUAAUUUCACGAAUCGCCUACCGAUACCGGUGGAAGAUAAGAUAUUUUUAUUACGCGACCAAAAGUAAAUUUCAUGGGUACAAAUCACUCAAAAACCAUUCGAUGUACAAAUAUGAUGCAUUUAUUUCCCAUGCUGACGAGGACAGAGAUUUUGUGAUUAAGAAGAUGUUACCAAAGUUAGAAACUGACCGGAACCUAAAACUAUGUCUUCACUUCCGGGACUUUGUACCCGGAUAUGACAUAGCAGAAAAUAUAUCAACAGCGAUAAAUCAAAGUCGAUACACUGUUUUUGUGCUCUCGCCAGACUUUGUAAAAUCUUAUUGGUGUAUGUUUGAACUAAGAAUGGCGCAAAUGGAAAGUUUUUACGAGAGAGCAGGAGAGGAGAUGUUGUUUGUGGUACUCUACAAAGUUUUACCUCAUCCCGAAAUACCUCUACAUCUUCGUGAAUUGAUGUAUAAAAAAUCUUACAUUGAGUAUCCAAAAGAUGACCCAGAGAAACAAGACUUUUGGAGUAACAUCCAUUUCACUUUGAAAAGAUCCGGAGAAAUUGUAGCAUCAAUUUGAUACUAUUUCUACUCAUAUAUCUUUUUUAAUUUGAUUAUGCGUUAACUUUUCAAUCCGCCUUUUAUAU